AAGCUGCAGGUGCCAAAAUAAGAAAUAGAUUAAAUUAUUUCAAAGAAACCAUUGUCUAUAAUAUGAAGGCAAUUCUUCCGCAGGAACGAAGCUCUUAUUCGGAACUUUUAAUUGAAAUGUUAUCUGAUAAGGAAAAUCUCAACAAUAUUAAAGAUUAUGUAAAAAAUUUAAAAGUUUUUCCAAAUGAGAAUUAUGAACUUUAUGUUGCAAGAGAUUUAAAUGAUCGAGAUCAUCCACUACUUAAACUUGUUUAUAGUUAUUCCAAUCGAUUUCUUCCAAAAUGCAUUCAAGAAAAUCAACAAUGCUUAAAAGUGCUUGAACAAAUAGGAUUUGUAAGAAACGUUACACCAGAUAUAUUUAUCAAAUGUGCCAAACAUAUUCAAGAAUUGCAUAAGAAUCGAGAGGAUGAUAUGAUUGAAAUAGACAAUCUUAGGCAUUUAGCAAGCGACGUUCUUUACCAUUUUUAUAGAAACCAAUCUACAUUAAAAUUUUCUGAAGAUGAAUUGGAAGAGCUAUCAAAAAUCAAAUUUGUUCCCUUCUCAAAGAGCUUUUUAAAAUAUCCAUACACUUAUAGUAGUAAUAUGAAU
This is a messenger RNA of Racocetra persica, 587 nucleotides long. The record is from the annotation of a GenBank genome assembly. Lineage: Eukaryota; Fungi; Glomeromycota; Glomeromycetes; Diversisporales; Gigasporaceae.